Synchiropus splendidus (mandarinfish) is the source of this 4417-nucleotide messenger RNA. RefSeq names its product kelch-like protein 29. Gene Ontology annotation, molecular function: protein binding. The record is from RefSeq and is a predicted model, not a curated record. The coding region runs from base 414 to 3032 and encodes 872 amino acids. The transcript is spliced from 16 exons. NCBI's taxonomy places the organism in Eukaryota, Metazoa, Chordata, Actinopteri, Syngnathiformes, Callionymidae.
CCACCACACGGUGUUUGAGUUCGAGGAGGCGCUCACAUCUCGGAUCCUCCGCCGCGCACACACACGCGCUUGUCAAGUCCAUAGGACUUGGUGACACGCGGACUCCAGCACGCGCACUCCACUCACGCACCAUUGUUCCUCCUGAUGUACAAUGCACCAGCAGUUAUUGCGGGAUAAAGACGUUCACGCGUGAGAGCUGCGUCGACCGGACGGACGGACGCCGGGGGGGGACGGAACCAGGAGCUGCGGCCGCGGAGGUGUAGACAACGAUACUCCAAAGAUCUAAUUUGUCUGUGAUGAGCAUCCCCAUCCACCAGAGACCAAAGCCAACCUUCCAUCACCCCCUUUCUUACUUCAAAUUCUUUCUUACUAAGGCCUGCCCCUGUUUAUCCCUCUGAGAGGAAGAGGAAGUGAUGUCACGCCACCACCAUCGCUUUGAGAGGGACUACCGUGGACCCUGGGAGCGGAGAGACAUCCGUCCUUCUGGCCUCCACAAUGGAGGAGCCAACCAUAGCUGUGCGUCCGCGGUUGUCAACGGGAACAACCGGCCAGGGCUUCUACCCCUCCCAGUCAUCCCCUCCCUGCUGCCCACCCCGGUCACUGUCGCGGUGACCACGUCAAGCGCCGACAUAACAGUCAAGCGGGGCAUAUCUGCGGCGGUCACGCCGACAUCGGGCAAGGUCACCGGUCUAUCUCCUGGCGAUAGCCAGACCCCGGGGUUGCUGCUGGCGCCAGGAGUGAGAUGGGGUCAGACGCCCAUCAACCAGCUCACACCGUGGGAUACAGACGAGCCUCCGAGUAAGCAACAUCGCGACGGCGAGCCCACAGGUCCCGCCUGGGCGGCACCAGUAGCAGCCGUGAGCCAGCCCAGUCUCCUCCCCCACACCUACGCCCUUCCUCAGCCACCGUCCUUCAACCACAGCGUGACCGCUCAAUCCCCCAUCAUCGGAGUAACACCUUCCAUCCAGACACCAGUUCCACCACAGCACCCGCUUAUGACUGCUCACUUCCAGCUGACCCCUCAGUCGACCCAGCAGCCGCCUUCCCUGGUGCUUAGCAUGCCCAGCCAGCCUCCGUACCCCUCAGCCCAGCCUGGAGUCGUACCUGCUGCCCUCACCGCCCAAGCCAACCAAGUGCAUCAUCCCAGCCCUCACAGCGUGAUAGGAAACGGGCACUUACCCUCUCACCCGGGCCUCAUGCAGCUUCCCUCGCUACCGCUGACUAAUGGACAGGCCGCGGCGCAGGUCCCGCCCACGGCUCCGAACAACCAGGACGGUCUGAACGGGCUGCAAAUGCUGCGGACUGUGGGAAUGGGAAAAUACGAGUUCAGUGAUCCGGGACAUCCGAAAGAGAUGUUGAAGGAGUUGAACCAGCAGCGCAGAGCGAAAGAGUUUACAGACCUGAAAAUAAUUGUUGAAGGCAAAGAGUUUGAAGUCCACCAAAAUGUUCUAGCUUCCUGCAGCUUGUAUUUCAAGGACCUGGUGAAAAGGUCAUCAGGUGAGACGCGGAACGGGGAGAUGCUGAAGUUGACCAUGAGCAACAUCGGCGCGGACGUGCUCGAGCAGUUGCUUGAGUUCGUCUACACAGGAUCGCUGGUUAUCGACUCGGCGAACGCAAAGACGCUGCUGGAGGCGGCCAACAAGUUCCAGUUCAACACCUUCUGCAAAGUCUGCGUGUCCUUCCUUGAGAAACAGCUGACCGCAGCAAACUGUCUGGGAGUGCUGGCGAUGGCUGAGGCCAUGACUUGCACAGAGCUACACAACAUGGCCAAAGCUUUCGCACUGCAGAACUUUCCUGAGGUGGCGAGACAGGAGGAGAUCCUGAGUGUGUCCAAGGACGACCUCGUCUCCUACCUGUCCAACGACAGCCUAAACACCAAGGCCGAAGAGCUUGUCUACGAGACCAUCAUCAAGUGGAUAAAACAGGAGCCCGACUCCAGAGUUCAGCAUUUGUCAGAUCUGCUGGCAGUGGUGCGCCUUCCCUUCAUCCACCCGUCCUACCUCCUCAACGUGGUGGACAACGAAGAGCUGAUCAAAUCCUCCGAGGCGUGUCGGGACCUGGUCAACGAAGCCAAGCGCUACCACAUGCUGCCCCACGCACGGCAAGAGAUGCAGACGCCCCGGACCAGGCCGAGACUCUCUGCUGGGGUAGCGGAGGUGAUCGUGUUGGUGGGGGGACGUCAGUCUAUUGGAAUGAACCAGCGUUCCCUGACAGCAGUCACCUGCUUUAACCCCCAGAACAGUAAGUGGUAUCCUCUGGCCAGCCUGCCCUUCUACGACCGCGAGUUCUUCAGUGUCAUCUCAGCGGGGGACAACAUCUACCUGUCAGGCGGCACAGAGUCUGGAGUGAUGCUGGCAGAUGUUUGGUGCUACAUGUCGCUGCUGGACAACUGGAAUCUCGUGUCUCGGAUGACGGUGGCUCGCUGCAGGCACAACAGUCUGGUGUACGACGGCAAACUGUACACCAUCGGAGGACUGGGCGUGUCAGGGAACCUGGAUCACGUAGAGAGGUACGACACCAUCACCAACCAGUGGGAAACCGUGUCCCCGCUGCCAAAGCCGGUCCACUCAGCGGCGGCGACGGUGUGUGGAGGAAAGGUUUUUGUUUUCGGCGGAGUGAACGAGGCCGGUCGCUCGGCUGGGGUUCUCCAGUCGUACGUGCCACAGAGCAACACGUGGAGUUUCAUAGAAUCGCCCAUGAUAGAUAACAAAUACGCCCCAGCAGUGAGUCUCAAUGGCUUUAUAUUCAUCCUGGGAGGAGCGUACGCCCGAGCCACCACCAUCUACGACCCAGACAAAGGCAACAUCAAGGCUGGGCCCAACAUGAAUCACUCCAGACAGUUCUGCAGCGCUGUCAUUCUGGACGGGAAGAUCUACGCCACAGGAGGCAUCGUGAGCAGCGAAGGCCCGGCACUUGGCAACAUGGAGACUUUUGACCCGUGCACCAACACUUGGACGCUCUUGCAGUCGCUGCCCUGUCCGCUCUUUAGACACGGCUGCGUGGUCAUCAAGAAGUACAUCCAGAGUGGAUGAGAGUGGCCGCCGUUGUCAUCUCUUCGCCGACGCCAAAAAAAUAACAUGAAAAAAGGAAACACCAGCUGAGCUCCGAUUCAAGUGUGUGAUGGCAGCGUCAGGCCAACCAGGAACUUCUUCUGGGCUUGAUGCCGGUGUCCAUCCACCCAAGAUACCCUGCCCCUUCUCCUUAAAAGCCCUGUGCAGAAUGUACUCAUGUUCAACCACUCAGCCUUGUCACUUGACUAACCUUCAGUACUGUACGUGUCAUGUAGAGUCGUAGGUUCAUCCUGUCAUCCAGCAGGCACAGGGUCCCUCUUAGUAAGCUUUGUUUACAACAACGUGCUUGUUUCCGUUCUCUGUAAAAUCACAAUUUCUUUGAUGGUUUACUGUCGCGUUUUUUUUCCAAGAAAGGAGAUCAAUUCUUCGUGACGAAGAAGCAUUAUUCCAAAGCGGCGAUUUGAGGUGCCAGAUGUUACAAGAGACAGUUUCUUCAUCAGGCAGAGCUCGGUUCUACUUUUCAUCCAUCCACUCCUCAUUCUGUCCUUCGAGAUCUGCAUCUGAUUCGUUUGUCCAGUGGAAAGAAAGCACAAUUAUCAUCUCUGACUGUUCUUUUCUCUUUUCCAUGUCUCGUUCGGUUUGUGUCGUUUUAUACAAAGUUCCAUGACAACCCACUUGAGAGGUUGGGUUGUGUAAAUACAGGAAGGAUAUAUGUUUAUUUUACAACUUGAAGGCCAUUCUGUAUAAAUGUUUUUAGGGAAAAAAAUGAUAGCCUGGAUUGAAAAUGUCUGUAAAUCUGUACCCAAAAAGGAGACAUGAACAAUUGUUAUUAUUGAAACGUAAUACAUAUACAAGAACAAGCUUAUGUUGUCGUCUUAUCUGUCAAGGAAGCGUCUGAUGUUUUGAGAUCUGCGCAAGUUGAGAAGAGGAAUGGAGUAGCAUGCCUUGCCCUGAAUCAGUAUCCUCAUUUGCAUGGUUCAGUAGGUGGCGCUCUAGGUUUAAAAAUGAGGUUUCAUUGAAACGGCUGUUCAAAGCCAAAGAUUAUCGAUCAGAGAACAACCAUCUAUAGGCCUCUGAAAAUGAGGCCAGUGUUUUAUGAAACCACAUCAGACACCUUUACUUUGCACAUGCUUGGGUGCUGCACUCAAAGUCAUCGUACACUUGGUUGGACUGAACUCGUGCUAACUUGCUGAACCUCACUGACAUUUCUACAGUUAGAUCCUAAAGCUUUCGAGUGGCAAACAAAAGUUGUUUUUCAUGGAUGCCACCCAUCCUGAAUACAGAAACAAAGGUCUGUGUUACUGUACAACUUCCAAUGAAAUCAAGUUCAGUUGACAAUUAAUCCAGAAAUACCCUCUUUUCCAGCUGAAGAAUAUACAUUAUGUCAACGACAAAAAAGUGUUUUC